Messenger RNA from Arabidopsis thaliana (thale cress), 603 nucleotides. Its product is annotated as Protein kinase superfamily protein. The coding region runs from base 208 to 504 and encodes 98 amino acids. The record is from RefSeq and is marked reviewed. Lineage: Eukaryota; Viridiplantae; Streptophyta; Magnoliopsida; Brassicales; Brassicaceae. The transcript has 3 exons.
AAAAGAUGCGCGGUAAAAAUCAUCGAUCUUGGAAGUAGUUGUUUCCGCUCUGAUAACUUGUGCUUGUAUGUACAAUCACGGUCUUAUAGAGCUCCUGAAGUGAUUCUCGGGCUUCCAUAUGACGAAAAGAUCGAUUUGUGGUCUCUUGGGUGUAUUGUAGCAGAACUCUGCUCUGGUGAGGUUCUGUUUCCAAACGAAGCAGUAGCGAUGAUAUUGGCUAGGAUUGUUGCAGUUUUAGGUCCUAUCGAAACAGAGAUGCUAAAGAAAGGUCAAGAGACACAUAAAUACUUCACCAAAGAGUAUGAUCUCUACCACUUAAACGAGGAGAGCAAUGAGAUUGAAUACAUAAUCACAGAAGAAUCAAGCUUGGAAGAACAACUACAAGUUAGUGAUGAAUUGUUCUUAGAUUUUGUAAGGACUCUACUUGAGAUCAAUCCUUUGAGACGUCCAACAGCUCUCGAGGCACUUAACCACCCUUGGCUCUCUUCUUCUUCUUACAACUGAUUUUGCUUCUUCUUGUGUUGGUUGUUUGGUUUUGUCUUAUUCUUUGUUUCUCCAGUUUUUUUCCCUCUUGGAAUCUUGCUUGUGAUUUUUGUAUUGUUU